Paramormyrops kingsleyae is the source of this 2163-nucleotide messenger RNA. Lineage: Eukaryota; Metazoa; Chordata; Actinopteri; Osteoglossiformes; Mormyridae. The record is from RefSeq and is a predicted model, not a curated record.
GUAGUGGCUGAAGUAGAGCGCUGUCGAGGUGCGGGGGGAUUUUCCCUGGCUUGUCUUUCCCCCCUUAAAGGAGUCAGGGUGCAGCCUACUGGGACGGUCCCGGCGGGUGGAAGCACGCCUCUCGGUACCUCCGAUAGGGUCAGCCGGACUGCGCUGAGGGCCGAGGAGCGGACGCACCGCGGGGAAGGCAGAGAUCGGGAGCCACCGGUACCACAGCUCUUUUGAAGGUGUUGUUGGUCAGCUGGGUAGCUGCAUGUUUGAGGCCACGCCCAGAAAUGGAACCCUGGCCUGUAUUGGCCUGGGUCCUGCUCCUGGCUUUCGUUGCUGAUUGGGUGAAAUCUGUCCAGUCACGGGACUUCACGGUGAAGGACAUCGUCUUUCUCCAUCCUUCAACAACUCCCUAUCCAGGGGGAUUCAAGUGCUUCACAUGUGAGAAUGCACCGGAUAACUACGAAUGCAACCGCUACGCCCCAGACGUCUACUGUCCACGAGAGGCCCGGUACUGCUCCACGCGCCACCUAAUGGACGAGCAGGGAGCGAGCAUCUCUGUGACGAAGCGCUGCGCGGUCCUGGCAGACUGCCGCUCCCCUGGCUGUUCCGGCGCCGCCCGCCCCGGACACCAGCCGCAGGUCUGCACUUCCUGUUGCGAGGGACACAUCUGCAACAUGCCGGUGCCGCUAAACGAAACCGAGGCCAUUUUCAGCACCACCUCGCCGCUGAACCGCGCACAAUGCACCUCGCGCCGGCCUGCGGCGGUCACCUGUUUCACCGCCGUCGCCUCGGCCCUCCUUUUAAGUCGCAUCUAGGAAGCAAAGCCACAAGAUGCAGCGGCUUAGCGGUCACAUAACAGUAUUACAUUACGUUGUGUUUUUCUAAAUCUCCUGACUGUUUAGCCCCGUCAGUGUGUGGUUCUAACUAGGUCACGCCCUAGUAGAUUUUGGGUGCCAAACUAAGUACAGGUUGUGUUCUGUGUAACAUACUGUAUGUAUAUAGUGUAUUUAUUUUUGUACAGUAUGCUAAUGCUAGAGUUAAAUUAUGCUAGCAGUGCAAGUUAAAGCACUUAGCAACUGAGCACCUAACUCUGCUCCCCCCACUUUUUAUACUUAAAUGUAUGUGUAUUUACAUGUGUUAUUUGCAUGUGUACAGGGGGUGCCGUGGGGUAUGCAGAGCCCUCAGCCUGACCACAGGCCUGCAGCACUGUAGCUAAGAGCUGGCAGCCGAUUUUUAGCUUAUAAUUGUAUUUUCAUAUUUGCUGUGCAGACGUGUUGGGACCCCUGAAAUGCAAGGGCCAUAAUGGGUUGGUGCCCCAUCCUGGGUUGUUCCCUGCUUUGUGCCUGUAAGUUCCUGGAUAGGCUCCAGACCCCCACCACUUAGUAAAGGACAAGUGGGAUGGAUGGAUGGAUGGAUGGAUGGAAGGAAGGAAUGUGACAAUUCUGCUUAGGCUAUGUCUAAAUUUGAAAUCUGCAAAAUCAGCCAUGUUGGGGGCAUCCUGUGUUACUGAAAGUGACUCUACAUUACUAUGGAUAGUUAUAUGUGCAUGUUAAUCUACAUUCGUUUGGUUAUGUGUACAGUUACAUGUAUUGAACGGUUUCCUUGGCACAGCCCCAGCUGUGCUGGUGGGAGGAUGUUGAAGACGGCGCGCCCUGUCACGCCGCUGCCCCCUGCGUUUUGGACUUUCCUUCCUUCCUGUGGUUGAAAUGCAGAUCUUGCUAAAAGUUGCCUGUUGUCUGUGUGGCCAGCCGCUUUGUUUAGGCUGGCAGCCCAUAGAUAUGAAAAUGCACUUAUCUGUCAUAAUGCUAAGCCGAUAGCCUUUUAGCCCCAGCUACUGUAAGUAAGCACCAUCCACCAAUCAAGAAACGGUGGGGGGGAUGUUGCGUUUCACUCCUGCUGGCUGAUUUCCAAACAGUAAGGGGGGUAACCAACCCAAGUUGUUUCACUCUCUCUCUUCUUUGCACAAGUUAAUGCUGACCAUCUGUUAAACCUUAGUACCCAGUAUAAACCUGAAUCUUGUUAAAAUUAGAAGCAGGAUUGUACCAAGCACUGCAUUCUGUAAACAUUACUGUACAUAUUGUACUGUAAAUAUUGCAUGUCAUGUAUAAAUAUACAUAAAAUGGAAUAUUUGAUUUGUCACAUGUGAUAAAUGUUAAUGCAGCACAAACUGAA